Molecule: messenger RNA, 1482 nt
Organism: Dichotomopilus funicola
Lineage: Eukaryota; Fungi; Ascomycota; Sordariomycetes; Sordariales; Chaetomiaceae
Product: PAPA-1-like conserved region-domain-containing protein
Exons: 3
Coding region: 1-1482 (493 amino acids)
Biological process (GO): chromatin remodeling
Cellular component (GO): Ino80 complex
Source: RefSeq, a predicted model, not a curated record
AUGUCUUCGCGGCCGCGUCGUUCGGCCGCCCAGCGCGCCAAUGUAGCAAUCACUGACUUGGCCGAUACAGAACGGCAACUCGACCGGGGGUACACGCCCAUGUCAUCAUCGCGUAGCUCACGGCGUUCCGGCAACGGCCUCGCCUCGGUCAGCAGCGGCGACAGCAGAGACCAGCAGCACAUGCAUCUGACGGUCAAAAUGCCUUCGAGCAAACUACGGCAGGCCACGACUGCCAGCCAUGAGAGCAGCGGCAAGCGCAAGGCGCUUACUAGUGCUGCUGUCAGUUCUUCUUCUGGCGGUGGCGGGAGCAAGAGGACCAGGGGUGGGAAGAAGAAUUAUGUGAUUGAGAGCAGCGAGGAUGAGGAGGAAGAGGAGGAGGGCGAUGAGGAUGACGAUGACGACGAUGAGGAGGAGGACGAUGAAGAUGAGGAGGAGGAGGAGGAGGCGGAGGUAUCCGAGAUUGAGGUUGUGCCAAAGACCUUUGGCAAGCCUACUGCGCGCAAGGUGGCUGCGGUGGAUGACGAAGACGAUGAGCAGAUGGAGGAUGUGGGAGAUGACGAUGCCGAGGGCGAGGAUGACGGCGAUGAGAUGGACGUCGAUGCCGAAGGUGAGGACGAUGAGGGCGAGGACGCCGACGGGGACAUCGAUAUGGAUACCCCCGCGCUCCGCCCGCCCGCAAUCAAGGUCACCAAGCCCCCUAAGAACGCGUCCACGCCCAGCAAGUCAAAACCCGUCGCUGCAAAGCCGCUUGCCGGCGACGACGACGAUGAUGACGACGAUGAGGAGCUCAGUGAACUCGAGAGUGAGCCUGAGGACGUCACUGUGGAAGUUGCCAACAAUGAUGAUGAAGACGCGGAGGGUGAGGACGAUGAUGAGGACGUCGAUGCUGAGGGUGAGGAAGAGAUUGAGGUAGCGGACGAGGAUGCCGAGGGCGAGGAUGACGCAGAGCUCCUGAGUGAGGACGGCAGUCGCGCCGGCACGCCGGAUCUGUCUAAGUUGACAGCACGCCAACGGGCGAAGCUGGGGGAUGUCUCGCACGAGUACAUGAAGCUCUCCGAUGAGGUGCAAGCCAAGAAAGUUUUCACCGCUGAGGAGCUAUCCAUGCGCCGUGCAGAGAUGGCCCGUCGCAGACGCAACCUCAGCGAGAAGCGCAACGAGGAGGUUAAGAUGGAAACUAUCAACAAACUCCUCAAAAAACAAGCACCCAAGACCACACGCAAGAAUGCGGCUUUGCUCGCUGCCGGCGAUGAGACACCGGACGGCGAGGGUGGGACAGGCCAUCAGCGCGCUGACCCCAUGUUUGUGCGGUGGGUCAGUUCGUCCAAGGUUGGUGCCGAUGGCGUCAAGUCUGCGGGUGGGAGCCGCGUGGGCGUGCCGGAGGAGUUGUUGAGUGGCCCGGCUGGGCGUGUGUUUUUGUCUUCUGCUGGCUCGUCGGGUAAAGGGGUUGGGGGAAGUGGGAAGAUGGUGGAGGAGGUCCCUUGA